UUUUAGAGGGCAAUUUCAUAAGAAAGAGGAGAAUAACGAAAGGUAGGGAUUAAGAUUGGGUCGCAGCAAGAAAAUGGCCAUGGCUUCCUUCUUCACCCUAAAUCCCACUCUCACUCCUCUUUCUUCUUCUCUUAAACCUAAUCUUCCUUCUUCUUCUUCUUCCAAUUUCUCUUGUAACUGUCGAUUACCACCCGUUAUCGUCUCUUUUUCUCCGCUUCGUCGUUUUUCGAGGCAUGUUGUUCGUAUGGCUCCUGAAGGAGAGAAGUUAACUCGCCGUUCCCCUAUCGAUUUCCCAGUCGAGUGGGAAAAACCUAAGCCAGGGCGAAGACCAGAUAUAUUCCCUCAAUUUAGUCCGAUGAAGACACCUUUGCCGCCUCCAAUGCCUGCAGAUGAUCCUCUUCAAGAGGAGGAAGAAGAGGAAGAACAGAGAGAGCAAGAGGGAGAGGAAGAGGAAGAUCCUAAUCAGCAGGAAUAGCGUAGUAAAAGACUUGUCUUGAAUUUUGCAGUUAUCUUGAUAUGUCACUAGGGUAGUGCUGCUUGCUGAAUUUAAUGUAAUGUAAUGUAAGGGCAUAUUAUAUGAAUCAUAAGUGAAGUUUAAGCUUUCUUCAAUUUUCCUACCCGCCAGCCACUUGCACUGUAUACCAUUAGUUUAAUUUACCCCCCAAUAAGACAAUUUGUUCACCUAUUACUGAUUGUUUGGUCAGGGUAUUAUACGGCUACUUGAUCAA
Molecule: messenger RNA, 728 nt
Organism: Trifolium pratense (red clover)
Lineage: Eukaryota; Viridiplantae; Streptophyta; Magnoliopsida; Fabales; Fabaceae
Product: probable serine/threonine-protein kinase DDB_G0281745
Exons: 2
Coding region: 74-475 (133 amino acids)
Source: RefSeq, a predicted model, not a curated record